UUAAAGUAGAGACACUACAUACUGAUUUACACCUGAACAUCAGCAGAACAUUUCCUCUUUAACUCCAUUUGCAGGUGUUCGCUUUUAACAGUGAAGAGGCGAACAGAGAUCGUACUCCCAUGAAGAGAAUGGCAUGUGUUGCUGAGGAGGAUAUAUGUGUGCCUCAGCCUAAGAAACCCAAAGUGGAUCUGCAAAGGAGAGUCCUGCUGUACGUGAGGAAGGAGUGUGAUGAAGUGUUUGAUGCCUUAAUGCUGCGCUCCCCAACCCUUAACGCACUGACAGAGGCCAUCUCAGAGAAAUACGCACUACCUAUUGACAAGAAGGCCAGAGUUUACCAGAAAAGCAAAAAAGGGGUCCUGGUGAACAUGGACGACAACAUGAUCCAGCACUACUCCAACGAGGACACCUUCAUCCUAGCUGUUGAGAGCUCUGCGGAAUCCUUUCGCGUCACUCUGUCAGAAAUCUGAGGGUUGUUAGGCACAGCACCAAAUUCACCGUGAAUGAGGGGGGGGGGGCUAGCAGUAUUAGAUUAGCAACAACAUGUGUUCAUUGGGGAAGGCCACAUGAUAGUCUUGGUUUGUUGGUUAAAUGGAUCCAUGGCUAAACUCCUCCUCCCCUCUGCAUCAGGUGUUUAUCUUCAGGAACACACGCCUACCGAAGUGCCCAGACUUUUGGCUUAGGGAGGAAAUAUUUUUAGUUUUUUUUCGGACCUGUUAACUUAAGUUCGUAUGCAGAUAGACAGGAGGUAGUUGUUCCGGUCCCCACAGAGCGCCGGCCUCCUGCUGUGUCCGCCGGAUGAACAGCAGUGUCUGCUUCCUCUGUGCUCCAGUUAUUCUCAACGUCACCUCUGGUGGUGAAAGCUUUUCAAUGACUUGAUCAGGUGUAUGAAAGGCAUAGUUUUCUGGCACCUAACAGUUUAAGUUAAUGGACUAAUGUUUUGUAUGAAUAUUGUUAUUUUUUCAAUUCCCUAUAAAGUGCUUUUGUCAAGUUUUUAAACUGCAUUUCUCUUUUUUUUUUGGUUGCCAAUCUUUUAUUGAUUGGUCAUAUUGUAACUGGUGCCCAUAAGUGCAUGGGAAAUCCCAGUCUCCCAUAGUGGUGACAUGCUGGUGUCUCAGCAUCUACAAUUGCAUGAGGCCUGGUUCUGGAGAUGCUGGAACAGGACAGUGAGUCUCCAGUAUGCUGUUGAACUGUUUUGCUUCCCCUGUGCAUGUGUUUAUUGUUUUUCCUCCUUCUGAAGAGACUGUACUCAUUAGUGUUUAUGAAAUUAGUCGGGGACUUAACUGCUCCAUCCAUUAACACAAUCUUUUUCUGAGGCCCCGGCAAAUAUUAGAGCCUAACAGUGAAACGUUUCAAGCCUGUUUACACCUGAUUAAUUGUAUCCUAUUAGCAUCCUUAAUUUGCUUCAUGCAACAUAAUGUACAGUAUUUUGAAUAAGUCAAUAAAUAUUAUUUUAUAUGCA
Molecule: messenger RNA, 1459 nt
Organism: Notothenia coriiceps (black rockcod)
Lineage: Eukaryota; Metazoa; Chordata; Actinopteri; Perciformes; Nototheniidae
Product: grainyhead-like protein 1 homolog
Exons: 5
Coding region: 120-467 (115 amino acids)
Biological process (GO): neural tube development; brain development; regulation of transcription by RNA polymerase II
Cellular component (GO): nucleus
Molecular function (GO): DNA-binding transcription activator activity, RNA polymerase II-specific; RNA polymerase II cis-regulatory region sequence-specific DNA binding
Source: RefSeq, a predicted model, not a curated record